GAUCCGGGCCGGAACUUCGAAAAGCGAGGUGGGAAAAGUUGUCUCGGUCGUAAUGGAACGGGAACUUUAAACAAUAUUUUUGAGUUUCGUUAACAACUGAAAAAUACUGUUGGCAUUGCAUUAUCAAAAUAUAUGUAUAUUUUUAUGAAUACCCAGAAGGAUCACCGUCAUUGCAGAAUUAUAAAAUAAAUAUUGGAGGUGAUUAUUUCAUGGUGUUGGAUUAAAGUGCCGUACGUUGUGUGCAAGGAGUUUAUACUUUGAUGAGGAUGUAGCCGGCUGGACAAUGACCUUAGUACUGCUCGCCCCCAGGUGAUGGAAAUGGGAGGGUCGAGUUUUAUCAUACUGUGUUUAUUCCUUAGUCUCCGUGUUCAGCCCGUGGAUCCAGCUUGCACGCUGCCAUUUAAUGGAACUUGGGUUUCUAGCAAUCGAGGGACAUGGACAGUAAGUUCCAGCGCCAUACAAAACUUCAAGCUGAAUGUGGACACUACCGGGUCCUCGCUGUGGACUAUGGACUGUUAUGAAUCUGAUGGUACCUACUAUGUCCUCAAGUCAAAUGGGAUUUUCAAGCCCUUUACGACUGUUGACACUUACAUUUACAUCUGUCUGACCUUUACUAAGCAAACAGACAACAAAUAUCUCUUCAGUAUGCAUGCAGCUGAGUAUGAAGUCACGACAUCACCUUCUAUAUACGAACGUGUCAUCCUCAGGCAUAUUUCCGUCACCACGGUAACACAGAGUGACGUGUGUACGGAAACAACUGGUCUAGGAAUGGAAAGAUACCACGUGGCACUUGAAUCUGGUUACGAGGUUGCGGAAGCGAUCACUUGUCCAACUAGUAUUCAGAGUACAUGGUCGUACACGUACACGGGACUGACGUGUUCUAAUACAUCUGUGGACACGUGCUCUGACAGAACCAAGUUCGCGUACAAUGACACUAUGUGCACGGAGAAUCCAAUGUUUUCUGCUGACGGUACGUUAUAUUGUAUAUACUCUGCUACAAACGGAAGUAGCACCUAUGUGACGUUGUAUAACGCCGACUCCUCAGUCACAAACCCAACCACCUUCCAAUAUGCCUGCAUGAUAUAUACUACUUCCGGUAGCACAAUCUCAGCUACAGUAAAUCCAGAAGAAUGUGUAACAGGUCAAACCUCAACAACCUUGACCUCCGCUUACGGCAAGGUCGUCACUUAUACAGAUAUAUCCACAUCUGACUGCAUUUCAGAUGCAACACCGACGUCAGAAACAGAUUUAACCUGGCUUUAUAUUCUCAUCGGCAUUCUCGUAUUUAUUAUCAUCGUUUUGAUCGUCAUUAUUCUCAUUUGUAUCUACUGUCGUCGUAAAAAACGAAAGAAAAUAGACGACGAAGAGCGUAACAUUACAGAAGAGUCUGAUGUCGAUAACAAAAGCAUUAAGAGUGAAGACCGGAAGAGUGAACAGGAACCGGAACCACUAAGCGAGGAAAUAAAACAGGAAGAGGAGGAUGAUAGGGCAUCACAGGACUCCGGGUUUAUUCCGGAUAAAAUUGAUAAAGAGGAGGAAAAAAAGCAAGAUAUCCUACCAGAGUCUGAAGAAAAGAAAGAAGAAGAGGUGCGAGUGGAAGGCGAUGGACAAACAAAGGAAGACGAAGAAAGGCCUGGAACAGUAGUGAGUAAAAUGUCGGAUCUCGGUAGCACUUUAGCACCUUCAGAGCAGGUUGACGGGGCUACUCCUUUACCGAGCCAGGAACCAACACCAAGAGAAGAGGAACAACAUGAUGAACAACGACCAGGAGGACCAAGCUCUGGAGAGAGUGGUGAAUCAUCGGAAGACGAGGAAGAAGUUCAAAGAAGGAUCAGAGAAAUUGGGGGAAAGAAACACGGACCAGACUAUGUGCCUGAGGGACAGUUGAGCAAAGUACUUGUUACCAGAAAUAUGCACGAGAAAAAGAGAAACAAGAAACAGAAGAAACUAGGCCAGUUUGCUCGAGGAAAGUCGAAAGGCGACAAGCGUAAGGAUGGUAGUGGUACCCCGGACUUGUUAGAAGAGGAGAAACUGAAAAAGAAUGGGGACGGAAUCAAAGCUGAGUACAUGGAGCAGUACGUGAACAAGAAGCGGAUCGAAACCAGGCUCGACGAAGAACACUACUGGAGCGUGGACGACGGACUGGACCAGUUCAAACUGGAGGAGUAUGAUGACGAGUUCGAAGAUUCCUUUCCAAAAGAAGGGGAGCAGAAGAAAGAUGUAGAAGAAAUGGUUGUUGAGAAUGUUGAUGACGUGACUAGAACAAACAUGGUGGUCGUCGAGAAAGACCGCGAAAAGGACAGCGGUACAGACAGUCCGGGUCUAAAGGAUACGACCCAGAGAGACGAUGAUAACGACGCUAACAUUGACAGUGACCCUGACCUACGCGAUGUGGAGGACGACGAUAUAUUUGAUGAGGACUACGUCAAAGGAACGACGAAACUACCCCCAGGGUUUAUUCGAGACACAGAGGGUCGAAUCAUUCGAGUCACAGAUGGUCAAAUAAUUUCUGAGGAAGAAAUGGCACAUUAUUUCAAGAAAGCGAGAGUCAGAAGAUUGUUCAAAAUCCAGCGCCUUAAACGGAACAAGAAAGGACGGCCUACAGGGGGUUAUAUUGCUGAUGAUUUUGGUCCUGAGGUAAUGCAAACUCAGAACGAGGAUAAGAAAGAUGUGGAUGGAGAAGAUGGACCCAGACCUAAGCACCCAAGGUCUUCUGCAGACAGACUAGGCUCAUCGGAGCGAAAACAGAAAGGCUCUUUAACCAAAGUGGAUAACACUGGCGGCAAGUCCGUCGCCUUCAAUGUCGGCGAGAAUGACGAGGAGGAUAUCAUUACCUUUGGGGAAGAUGAUGACGAUGUUAAACGAAAGGGCCGUCGGGAUGUAGCAACACCCAGCCGUGAGCUCCUGAAGAAGCGUUUGUUUAAAUCCAAAAGAAAACGAGAUCCUCAUUUAAUAUACGUGUCCGAGUCCGAGAAGCCAAGAGAACUGAAUAACCUGGUAAAGGUUUACGGUCGCGGUGGAGGAUUCGGGUCUUCGUUAGGAGGAACCGGAAUAGGAGGACGGCCACCUCUUCCUCCAUCUUCCCUACAGAGAAAUGACAGUACAAGGGGGUCUCUUAACCCUGAACAACUAAGACAAUUCCGCCAGGGUCUUGCUAAUGAUAAGCAAUUCCUUGAUCAUAAACAAGGUGGAAACGACAGAUACAUUAGGGAAGCAUUCACAACGCCAAAUGAACUUGAAAUCGAGGAAAUUAGAAUGGAUGAUGAGGAACGUAAAUCGAUUGACAUUGGUGACGAAGAUGAGUUUGUCCUUGUGGGUAACAGAACACAGCCCCGUCCCGAGGGAUACCAAGAUUCACCAGAACCAUUUUUCACGAUUGUAAGACGUAGUGGAGAAAAAUUGAAUAAUGAACCAACACCGCCAUGGUGUACACGUCAUGAAUUACGUCACACUAUCCCAUGGUCACUCAGAAAACCGACAUCUAUGACAAGGGCAAACACAACACUCGAUGAAUCUGGAGAAAAUAUGCGCAUAGCUGGUGCUUCGAAAUCAGCAGACGCCAGAAAGCGAGAUAUGGAUGAAUGGCGUCUGAAAAUACUUCUAGAGGAACUGUAUAAAGACAAAAAAUAUUUUGACCAUGUGAUCGACUCAACAGAAAGAGACAAAGAUCCGGUAUUGGACGAACGAGAUCUUGCAGAACAUGGGCGAGGAUAUCUCCUGGACAGAGCUGAAUUCUGGGAUCAGCAGAUGAGGGACAAUCCUAUGCCCCUCCCGCCUUGGUGUGUUCCCUCUCGAGUAAACACGACAUUGAGAUUAGAGUCAGGGCGCGGAUCUCAGACUUCUACAGUUACUCCCCCUAUAUAUAGACAAACACCUCCUCCCCUGAAUGUGCCAAACGAAAGCAAGGACUCCCUCUAAAACCCCACUUGCUCAAUCUCUCAAUAAAAGAAGAAACACAAAGGUUCUUCCAUCGAUAUUACCUCCAUUGUGAAACAGAUGUCAUCGUUGGGAUUCGGGUAUCAUGUUUUGUCCUGUUAUUUUCGUGUUUCUGUCGAACUUGAAUAUCAAUGUGUUAUUGUACUUGAUUUUUGUUAUGUAUAUAAUGUUACUGACGACUUGUUUAAUUGAUAUGUGUAUUUAUUGUUAAUUGCGUUAUUAAUGUUAACUGUGCUGGUAACAUCACUCACUAGAUAGGUUUUACAAUAGACAAAACUUUGUGAGUGUGCGGAAUGGGACACUUUGUGGCAUAUUUUGGUGUUUUGAGACGUACCCGAGUGUUUGUAAGACUGUGAUACUACGCUGUGAUCGACGUUGUUACAGUACAUGAUCAGUAUUAUUUUAGUUUUAGACUUGUUUUAAAAGAUGUAAGUAUCUUUUUCCUCAUUCCCGUCCUUCACUCUCUGAUUUGUGAAUGUAUCGUAUUCUACGCAAACCUUACGCUGCUGAAGUUCUAAGUAACAUUCUAAAAGCAAAGAGCAUGCAAUAUAUUGAUACUGUGUUUGUAUGUGUAUGGUUUAUAUCUGACUCUCAAAGACUGCAAUAAAAUUGUUCGAAAGCUG
Ostrea edulis (European flat oyster) is the source of this 4559-nucleotide messenger RNA. RefSeq lists its product as uncharacterized. The transcript is spliced from 24 exons. NCBI's taxonomy places the organism in Eukaryota, Metazoa, Mollusca, Bivalvia, Ostreida, Ostreidae. The coding region runs from base 313 to 3918 and encodes 1201 amino acids. The record is from RefSeq and is a predicted model, not a curated record.